GAGGUACUUGAUGAAGUUGUUUAACAUGGGUUCCAUCGUCAGGUGGACAAUGUUGUGAGUUUAUUCACACAUUCAAACCUAACAUUUAAUUGUUUACAGUGAAAAAUCCCCCGGGAGUCAGUAUUCCUCCCCAAUUCGUACCCAGUGCCCUAAAUCUCGAGUAAUUUCUUCGAGUGGCCAAGUGUUGAGUGAAACAAAGUGUAAAUAUCCAUGACUAGCACGUGAGAUAGAGCUUUAUAACUCGAAAAAUGGCUGAAGCGAAGAUGGAGGUGAUAGACCUUGACUCUGACGACGAAGAGAAGAAGAAAAUGCAAGACCAGAAGACAUCCAAGAAAUUUAUCUGCAUUAAUCUCAAGUGUGAGUCAGGUGUGAAUAUGAAGACAGCUUCGUCCUUCGCUUGUAGUUAUUAUGGAUUGAAUCAAGCGAAGAAAAAGAAGCGAUACAUCUGUGACAAGUGUCAUGUCAUGGCCAUUGAGCACCAGGAGAUGCUCGCCGAGGCAUUCUUCAAGCGUGAGCCUUUGCUGAAGUGCAAACUCCCUGAUAACACGAUGCAGAUCGACCUAUCGGACAGUGAUUCUGAUGGAGAAGCUGCCAAGGAGCCAGAGGAAUGGGAGUACAUUCCUGAGGAUGUUCUUCUGGACAUGGAGUCCAAAAUCGACGACGCGUUGUCCAAUGUCCUCAAGAAAUAUGACGUCGACUAUCAACUGACAGAGGCCCAGAAGAUUCUGGAGGCUCAGUUUGAAGACAUCGAUCGGUCUAAUGAAGAGAGUGACAAAGAGAUCAAGCAGAUGAUCAGCAAGAUGGACAUGAUAAGGAAUAGUCUGUACGAUGCAUUUAGACCUGAUAUCAAAAUGCUGGCAGACCUGUCGAUCGACGACGGAUCGAAGGUAGAGGCCAGUCCGGGAAUUCUGGCUUCACAGAGACCUCAGCAACGGACAGAUGCUCCAGGUCAUCCGACUGUCGCCACCAAGAAGGUCACACAGGUGAAAAUUCCUUCUGUGGUCCACCCUAAACCUCACGACAAUCAGAUGGAGAUCAUGCCUAUUGUUGAGAAGGUGGAGAAGCAGGCUUUUGUCUGUGGAUUACCUGCACAUGGGAAACUCAUCCUCAGGCCAGCUGAGGUAGAUAAUAUUGUGCUUGUUAUGAAGCAUCCACUGAUGCCCUGGAUCAAAGCUAAGGUUCAUGCCAUUUUGACCCAUCAACCAAUGACCUACCGCGUCAAAUUUCUACCAAAAAAAUACAACAACUCCCUGAGAACAGUUUUUGGACGACAAUUAGCCGUUCAUGCACCAGCCCCAGUGAUAAUUCCAGUUGCAACCAGAGUCGUUGCCAUCUUCAAUGAUGUUAAUUCGAGUAAUUAUUACAGUGGAGUUAUAGCUGAACCACCAAAGACAACAAACAAACACAGAUAUCUCGUGUUCUUCGACGAUGGUUACGCACAGUACGUCGCGCACAAGCACAUAUUCGUGGUGAGCGAGAGUUCCCAGCGUGUCUGGGAGGACAUUCCCAUAGAAUCCCGUGACUUUGUAAAAAAAUACAUCGAGGGUUACCCAGAGCGUCCAAUGGUGAAGCUACAACCAGGUCAGGUAGUGAAGACCGAAUGGAAUGGAAAAUGGUGGGUGGCAAGAGUGGCCCAGGUGGAUGCUUCUCUCGUACAGAUGUCCUUCGACGCUGACAAUCGAACAGAAUGGAUUUACCGUGGUUCCACACGCCUGGGACCACUCUACGUGGAGCUCUUGAAGGCCACAGCACGUCAACAGGGCCACCACAUGACAGUAAACGCCCCAGGUCGUCAUCGAAUGCCUCCAGGUGGCAAAGCCAGCAUUCCCUACGUCGAGUACACAUCGGGGACUAUCGAGGGAGACCCUGAAACACCUGCUAAAGAGCCUCCAGCAGCAUCUCCAAAGCCUCCUGCCCAGUCUCGAGCUGUGGCACGUAAAAGUACAGCGAAGAAACCAACUGUUGAGCCGACGUAUCUGGCAGCAGCAGAAACUAAGUCAGCUUACAGCAUUGCUUACUACUCUCUACCGAACUCCAUCAAACCUAAGCAGUAUUUACCACACGAGUGCUCAGCAAAUUGUAUUCAACUGAAAGACUUCAAGGUCGAUGACCUGAAGGGCUACUCACCCCUGUCAAUUCCCCUGUUAUGUGGCUGGAAUCGACAGAUCUGCAAAUAUCCUAAAGGUAAGAAGGUCGUUAUGUACCAGACACCCUGCGGAGUUCGACUCAGAUGCAUCGAGGAGGUUCACCAGUACCUCAGGAAGACCAAAUCGACAAUCUCAGUCGAUCUAUUUGAAUUCGACAGCUGGGUCCACUGUCUCGCUGAAUUUAUCCUCGAUAAAUGUUUCGUUAACAUCAAGGAUCUGAGUUAUGGGGUUGAGAAUGUCCCUAUUCCCUGUGUCAAUGAACUAGAUCAUGCACUUCCUGAUCCAAUUACGUAUAGUACUAUUAGGGAGCCAACUGAAGGGGUUAAUUUGAAUUUGGAUCCGGAGUUUUUGUGCAGCUGUGACUGCGAGGAUGACUGCCAGGAUAAGGAAAAGUGCCAGUGCUGGCAGCUGACGAUUCAGGGUGCGCAGGCGACUCUAGGAGGUCGGGUGCCUGCUAAUAAUGUUGGAUAUCAUUAUAAGAGACUGCCAGAGCCUGUGACGACGGGAAUUUACGAAUGUAAUUCCAAGUGCAAGUGCUCGGUGAAGACUUGUCUUAAUAGGGUUGUUCAGCAUCCAUUGACGUUGAAACUGCAGGUGUUCAAGACUCAGAGGAGGGGCUGGGGCAUCCGGUGUCUGAAUGACAUACCAGUGGGAUCUUUCAUCUGUAUUUAUGCUGGCAGACUUCUGACCGAGCAGGGCGCGAACGAAGGAGGAAAGAACUAUGGAGAUGAGUAUCUUGCUGAGUUGGAUUAUGUUGAGGUAGUGGAGAACAUCAAGGAGGGGUUUGAGGCUGAUGUCCUGGAUCCAGACACACCCAUCGACUCACCAGGGUCCAAGGAGAGAUCACAGGAGCAGGAGAGGAACAGCAGGAGGAGAACCGCUGGUCCUGAUGGAGAUGCUGAUUUCGAUAUUAGACAGUAUAACUCUGAAUAUUCAAAACUUCAGUCUGAGACUGAUGAUUCCAUGAAAAAGAGGCUCAGGAAGAGGAAGAAGAGCGAUGAGAUUGUCAUUCAGGAUGUUGAGGAUAAGAGUGAGGAUGGAAGCAUUGGGAAGAACGAUGAUGGAAGCGUGGGGAAGAGCUCCACUGAUAAUAAUCAGGAUGGCAGCGAUGAGGAGGUCAAGGGAAAUGGCAGGAGGGAACUGAUCAGGUUCGAGCCGACUGUUGAACCCACCAUUGAGAGACCCAAGUUCAAGUCUGUGAGGGACUUCUUCGGGGAGGAUGAAGCUGUCUAUAUUAUGGAUGCUAAGACUACGGGCAACAUUGGGAGGUACCUCAACCACUCCUGCGAUCCUAAUGUUUUUGUGCAGAAUGUGUUCGUCGAUACGCAUGAUGUGAGGUUUCCUUGGGUAGCUUUCUUCGCUCUGUCGUUCAUCGGAGCUGGACGGGAAUUGACGUGGAACUAUAGUUACGAUGUGGGCAGCAUUCCGGGGAAGGUCAUCAUCUGCAAGUGCGGGGCUUCCAACUGCAGGGGACGAUUAUUGUAGUACAGCUUUCGAUUUUUAUUUUUUUUUGGAUAAGGAUUAAGUAGAUCGUUAAGGUUUUUAUGUUCAUGGAGACCCGGAGUUUGAUAAUUUCGUGGAGGUCUGGAAAUAUAGAGAUGGAAAUGUA
Molecule: messenger RNA, 3756 nt
Organism: Diachasmimorpha longicaudata
Lineage: Eukaryota; Metazoa; Arthropoda; Insecta; Hymenoptera; Braconidae
Gene: Egg
Product: eggless
Exons: 4
Coding region: 249-3632 (1127 amino acids)
Biological process (GO): negative regulation of gene expression; heterochromatin organization
Cellular component (GO): nucleus
Molecular function (GO): zinc ion binding; DNA binding; histone H3K9 methyltransferase activity
Source: RefSeq, a predicted model, not a curated record